CCCUGACUUCCAACUCCCAGACCUGUACUGCUACUAGUACUAGUAGCUGCUCUCCUCCUCGAUGCAGACUUCUCUCUCCCUUUCUCCUCUUCGAUCUCCUGAGAUAGAGGAGAGGAGAGGAGAGAGACCAGCCAUGGCCGGCAACCGAGGCGGCGGAGAUGCCGGGGAAUCGGAGUGGCUCAAGGUGGCGGAGCUCAGGGCCAUGGCGGAAUCCCAGGAACCCCAUGCCAAGGAAGUGGACAACCUGACGCUGAGGAGGUUCCUGCGGGCGCGCGACCACAACGUGGAGAAGGCGUCGGCGAUGCUGGUGAAGGCCAUCCGGUGGAGGAAGGAGGCGGUGCCCGGCGGCUCGGUGCCGGAGGAGAAGGUGCGGCGCGACCUCGACGACGACAAGGUCUACAUGGGCGGCGCCGACCGGACCGGCCGCCCCAUCCUCCUCGCCUUCCCCGCCAAGCACUUCUCCGCCAAACGCGACAUGCCCCAGUUCAAGAGCUAUGUUGUCUACCUGUUCGACAAGAUCUGUUCCAGGAUCCCAAGAGGACAGGAGAAGUUCGUCUGCAUCGUGGAUCUCAAGGGCUGGGGAUACUCCAACUGCGACAUCAGAGCUUACAUCGCCGCCAUUGAGAUCAUGCAGAAUUACUACCCAGAGAGGCUUGGCAAGGCUCUGAUGAUCCAUGUACCCUACAUGUUCAUGAAGGCCUGGAAGUUGAUCUACCCGUUCAUCGAUAACGUCACAAGGGACAAGUUCGUGUUCGUCGACGACAAGAGCUUGCAAGAGGUGCUGCACCAGGAGAUCGACGAGAGCCAGAUCCCAGAUACGUUGGGCGGGAAGUUGGAGCCGGUUUCCCUCAGGAACUACGAGCGGACCCUGCCUGCUUAAAUUAACCUUAAUAAUUAGCAGUUACUACCUUAGAAGAACAGAAAUUAUACACACAUGAAUGUAUGUACCGAGUUGCCUCGAGACAGAGAUUAUAAUGUAAUUUGUGAAGGAAAAAAAAGAGAGAGAUGCAGCUCUGAGCACAGCUGGUCGCACUGUUCGUAGUGCCGUCAUCAUCUCAGUAACAGAGCUUUCUGUUCAGUAGUUUACAUGCUGUGACAGAAGUAAUUAAUACGAGCUCCAUGUUGAAAAAAAAUGUGAAAGGGAAGCCACAUGGUGAAGAACAUUAAUAAAGGGUUACUUACACCGUUCCCACUUAUGUUA
Molecule: messenger RNA, 1201 nt
Organism: Oryza brachyantha (malo sina)
Lineage: Eukaryota; Viridiplantae; Streptophyta; Magnoliopsida; Poales; Poaceae
Product: phosphatidylinositol transfer protein 3-like
Exons: 6
Coding region: 62-880 (272 amino acids)
Source: RefSeq, a predicted model, not a curated record